Messenger RNA from Acanthochromis polyacanthus (spiny chromis), 4717 nucleotides. RefSeq names its product frizzled class receptor 5 (gene fzd5). Gene Ontology annotation, biological process: non-canonical Wnt signaling pathway; canonical Wnt signaling pathway. The coding region runs from base 601 to 2328 and encodes 575 amino acids. The record is from RefSeq and is a predicted model, not a curated record. The transcript has a single exon. Gene Ontology annotation, cellular component: plasma membrane. NCBI's taxonomy places the organism in Eukaryota, Metazoa, Chordata, Actinopteri, Pomacentridae. Gene Ontology annotation, molecular function: Wnt-protein binding; Wnt receptor activity.
CGCGUCGGUGCCGCACCGCCGCAGGCUACCUGGCCACCCGGGACGGAGUUUCCACCCUGAAGGAUUCUUAUUACUCUGUUUCAUCUCGUUUUCCUGCAGAAGCAACAGAGAGGCAACUUGUGAAACUUUGAAAACCAUGUUUCCAAGUUGCUGAUGGAAUAAACCGACUCGUGGAGACAAGUGGAUUUUACGCACCGAGCUCCGAGCGCACAGAGCCGACUUUCCCUCUUUUUUUUUGGACAUUUUGUUCACAUUUAAAGGUGAUUUCUUUGCUUUUUCCUCGCGUUUUCAUGGACAACUUGGACUCUUUUUCUUCCACCGACUUUUUCCCCAAUGUGACUCUCAUGAUGCCACUUUUUCUGGAGAGCAGUCGGGAAGAGACUAGGCUGUUAAAAAUGUUCCAGGGUCGUUAAAUUUUUUGGAACGUGACCGCCGGAGAUGGACUUUCUCCGUAAUGAUUGUGGGAGUUCAGGUUGUUUUAUUCAUUAGCAGGCUGGAAGGUGCAGAAUGAAAGUUUUCAGACAUGGACUCUAAAAGCUAGAAACUCUAUUUAUUGUUUUUGAGUCACUAAAGUUUGUUUUUUUUAUAUUUAUUUCACGCAUGGCAUCUACAGUGAGACACAUGUGGCUCCUCAUGCUGCUGCUGCUGGUCCUCCAGGGUCCUGGUCUCACAUCAGGAGCCUCCAAAGACCUGGUUUGUGAGCCCAUCACCGUGCCCAUGUGCAGGGGCAUCGGCUACAACUUGACCUACAUGCCCAACCAGUUCAACCACGACACCCAGGAGGAGGUGGGGCUGGAGGUGCACCAGUUCUGGCCCCUGGUCCGGAUCCGCUGCUCCCCGGACCUGCUCUUCUUCCUCUGCAGCAUGUACACCCCCAUCUGCCUGCCGGACUACAGGAAGCCGUUGCCCCCCUGCCGCUCUGUGUGUGAACGGGCCAAACGUGGCUGCUCCCCCCUCAUGAGUCAGUACGGCUUUGAGUGGCCCGAGAGGAUGAGCUGCGAGGAGCUUCCCCAGCUGGGAGACGAGACCCUGUGCAUGGACCAGAACAGCAGCGAGACCACCACAAUGGCGCCCCCGUUCCCUAAACCCACCCCUAAAGGCAGGACCAGACCGCCCGCCCCUCCUCCGUGCGACAGGGAGUGCCGCUGCAGAGAUCCCCUGGUUCCCAUCAAGAGGGAGUCCCACCCUCUGUACGGCCGGGUCCAGACCGGCCCCCUGCCCAACUGCGCCCAGCCCUGCCACCAGCCCUACUUCUCGCCCGACGAACGCGCCUUCACCAGCUUCUGGGUGGGGCUGUGGUCGGUGCUGUGCUUCAUCUCCACCCUGACCACCGUGGCCACCUUCCUCAUCGACAUGGAGCGCUUCAAGUACCCAGAGAGGCCCAUCAUCUUCCUGGCCGCCUGCUACCUCUUCGUCUCGUUGGGGUACAUCAUCCGCCUGGUGGCCGGUCAUGAGCGGGUGGCUUGUGGUUCCAGCAGCAUUGGAGGCGACCAGCUGCACAUCCUCUACGACACCACCGGCCCGGCUCUCUGCACCCUCGUCUUCUUACUGGUGUACUUCUUCGGCAUGGCCAGCUCCAUCUGGUGGGUGGUUCUGUCCUUCACGUGGUUCCUGGCUGCAGGGAUGAAGUGGGGCAGCGAGGCCAUCGCCGGAUACUCGCAGUAUUUCCACCUGGCCGCCUGGCUCAUCCCAAGUGUCAAGUCCAUCGUGGUUCUAGCCCUCAGCUCUGUGGACGGGGACCCUGUGGCUGGGAUCUGCUAUGUGGGGAACCAGAGUUUGGAGAACUUGAGGGGAUUCGUACUCGCACCUCUCGUGGUUUACCUCUUCACCGGCUCGCUUUUCUUACUCGCCGGCUUCGUUUCUCUGUUCCGCAUCAGGAGCAUCAUCAAGCAAGGCGGUACCAAGACGGACAAACUGGAGCGGCUGAUGAUCCGCAUCGGGCUCUUCACUGUGCUGUACACUGUCCCCGCCACCAUCAUGGUCGCCUGCCUCGUCUACGAGCAGCACUACCGGCCCGGCUGGGAGCGAGACUUGGCUUGUUCCUGCCCAUCCGAGCGCCAGCGGUCGGGCCUGGGUCCAGACUACGCCGUGUUCAUGCUCAAAUACUUCAUGUGCUUAGUGGUGGGCAUCACCUCUGGAGUCUGGAUUUGGUCCGGAAAGACCCUGGAGUCCUGGAGGAGGUUUGUGGCUCGAUGCUGCCCCUGCUGGCCGCAGAAAGCCACAGCUCCACCCUCCAUGUACAGCGAGGCCAGCUCAGCUUUAACUGGACACACAGGAACCGGGCUCACGUCAGGGAUCUACCACAAAGCUGCUCCCUCUCAUAUAUGAAGCAACGUUUUACGACAUUCACACGGUCUCUCUCAACUUUCCAAACACGAAGACUUUGUGCAUCAUUGUACUCUGAAUAUCACAAACACAACGGACCAAAACAUUCAGAGCAUAAAAAGGGAAAAAUUAAACAAACUGCGUAAUUUGAAUGUAAACUAAAGCAAAAUCCAAUAUGGACUCUUGUGGAAACUGCUUUUCUUCACAGUAACCGUUGACCAAAUCAGAUGUUCACUGAAUUUUUCCAGAGCUUUCCAGUCCAACAUGCUUCUUUCUGUCCGUUUAUCCUGAGCACCGAGAGAGAAAAAAACAUAUUUAUUUAUGUAUAUACUGUACAUAAUUGCUGUAAAAAGAAAAGAAAAUGUGUGAUAUGUUUAGUUUAUAACCAGCCAACGCCACAAGCUCAGUGUAAGACACCAGAGAGACAAAUCUGAUUUGAACUGUAUAAAGUUGUGCAUAAAUGUGCUGCUGUGUGUUUGAGUUGUGUGUUUUGUAUGAUUGCAAACUGAGGAAUUAUCUUUGUGUUUGGUUUCUGCAGACUAAAUGAAUUUAUUCAGUGUUUUUAUUGGGUUCUUAGAUGAACUCUCAGCUCGAUUGAGUCACUAAAGGAAAGUUUUGUGUUGUAAACUAACAGACGGCUGCAGGAUGGAACUGACUGGUCUUUAGCCCCCUCUGCUGGUCAACAGUGGAGCUGCUCACUGGAUCUUCUCAAACCUGGACCUCUACCACAUCAACGUCAGACCACAGACCCCCUGAUUUGUACCAGAAUUGCCCUAAAAAUAUUGCUAGUGACAGAGAAAAUCAAUUUUGUGCAUUUAAAAAACAUAUUUCUGAUUUUAUAGUUCUGUUGAUUUUAUUUCCAAGACCUCUAAGAGGUCCCUGAACCUCACUUUGAGACAUCUUUUUCUAUUAACUUCAUGCCAGAACAGACAAAAAUGUUCAGGUCACAGAUUUGGUGAACAAUUAUUCAUUUCUGAAAUGACAAAACAACUGCCAACAGUUUUUAUAGCAGAAUUGUUGGACAAAAGGUUAAGUACAGCUUUUAGCUUCUCUAAGGAAACAAUUUGUGGUGUUUUUGUUCUUUUUUAAUACUGUAAAAUAAAUAUUUUUGCAGUUUUAGAUUGAAAACAGACUGGAAGACAUCACCUUGAGCUCUGCAAUAAUCUAAUUUGGAUUUCCACCAUUUUCUGACAUUUUAGACCAAACAAAUCCUUCCGAUGCGUUGAUUUGAAGCCUGAAUGUAAUGUUGAAUAUUACAGUUGAGGACAUUUGUAGAGCUGCAACAAGUAAUUUCCUAUUAUUGGUUAAUCUUUUGAUUAGUUUUAUUGAUUACUGGAUCACUCGUUUGGUCUUUAAAUAUCAAAAAAAUGGUGCAAAAUGUCUGAAUAUAACAUUCUAAGAAGUCCACAGCCCAAACAUAUUCAAUUUGCUGUCAGAGGAGUAAAGAAACAAGAACAUUUUUAAUUUUAAGAGGCUGAAAUCUUUUUCCCCCCCCAUUCAAAACGCCUCAAAAUAGUCAAUCCACUAUUGAAACGGUUGCAGAUUAACAUAUUUGACAACUAGUUGACCAAUCGUUGCAUCUAUGGAAAUUUGUAGAUAAACAAUGAAACCAUUUAAGAUUUAACAGGAAGAAAAUUGAAUACUUCCUGGUACUAGCCUCUCAAAUAUGACAAUUUCAUGUUUUGUCUGCUUUUUAAUUCAAAAUGUUUGGACUGAAUAAGCAUUUUGAAAUGUCUACAUUGAAGACUGUCGUGGUUUUUUUGUUUUAUGUCAAUUACGCCAUUGGAUGAACUUUUGAGAGAGUAUGCUUUCAUUACAAUCGACUGUAUUCACACUAUUUAAAAAUCCAACAUUUAGAUAUGUAAAAACAAAUCUCUUCUUAGGGGUUGAAUGUGGAUCUUCUGUUUUUAGGGGCCUCACAACUAAAACUCAUAAACCUCCUCCUCCUUUCAGAGGUCAGUGUUUCUGUUGGGAGUUCAAGUGUAUGAAUCAAUCUGAUAUAGAAAAAGAAACAAAAGCAGGGUCAGUUCAAACAGACAGGACUGGUGCAUUAAAUGAAUGAGGUAAAGUGAAGCUCAUUGAAGCCUUUUGUUUUCUGCUUUCUGCCUUCCUCCUGUGAUGUUUGCUGAGAUGUUCCUUCAGUGUUGUUGGCCCGUUGUGCCGUUUAGACUACUGUGCUUCCACACGCUAGACCAGAUUUCUAAUUUAUUAGUCUGAUGUGAGAGUGAACGCGGCCGUGUGAGUGGUGAAUUCCAGCAAGUGUUGGUGAAAACUGACAUUUAGGUUCAUUUGUGUACGUCUGCUUUCAUGUUGAUAGGCUUCCUCAGAGGAUAUUAAACAAUAUUGUAGAUUUUGAUUCAUAUUGUGAAAUUAAAACUGAAUGGUUCUUUGA